AGUUAACAUAACUAAAUUAUUGAGUUACGUUACGCAAGAAACUUAGACUAGAAAAUUUGUCGGUGACGAAAUUUUGUUUCUUUUUCUAUACACCGUUGAACAGAAGCUUCAACUGUGAUUGAUCUGAACCGAGAAUCACUAUUAUUGUAUGUGGUCCAUAGAAACAAAUAGAACUCGUGUAUAUUUUCUACUUUAAGCAAAACAGAAUCUUUAUUUUAUCUUCAAGUUUUUGCUUUACUUAGCAAUAUUUGUGCAUGAUAUGAUGAUGUAUAGUACUAGCUUAAUUUAAUUUUGAAGUAAAGUACUUUGCUAACAAGUAACAAGGAAUUUGGUCACGAAAAAAUAUUGAUUUUAUCUACUUUUGUCGUCAAUUAUUAGUGUUAUUAAAUAGGGACCGGUUUGUCACAUAGUGACAGUACUAUAGUAGUGGGGCUUGUUUCAGGUUUCUGUGUCUACAAACUUUGUUUGUAUUGUUCGCGGUCAAUGUAGCGUAUUUAUGUUGGUAGCGUAAGUUUCUGUGUUUUAUAACUUUGUUUUUCAUUAUUGUUUAUGAUGCCCCUGCAUGAGUUAUACCACAUGUCUAAAGAAAAAGUUGAUCAUAAAGAGAUGAACAAUUCUUGUGCCCCAGAUCAAUCUUCUGUACCCAGAAACGAUUUGUUUGAGCUGGUUUGGCAAAAUGACCAGAUUUUAGUGCAUGGUCAAUCUAGUAAUUCCAAUAGAGCUAAAAUGACUCCAACUUUACCAUCUCAUACUCUUAAGGGGCAUGAUAAAUAUUCAGGACAACAUGCUAAUGAAACAAAUACAAGGAUAGGAAAGUUUGAGGAUUUAGAUAAUGGUUUGAAUGAAAUUAUUACAAGGUCUGUUUCUUCAAGUCAAGAUGAAGAUUUGAUGACGAUGAUGCCUUGGUUGAAUUGUGCAAUGGAUGAUGAACACUCUUUACAUUAUAGUUCUUGUUUCGUACAUGAACCUGGUGCCAGAACAAAUGACUUUGCUGCCACAAAUAAAUUUUCUUUGCUUGAUAGAAAAAGUAAUUGUAUUCAAGUAUUUAGUGACUCUCAUAAACAAGGGAUCCUUUCCAAGGGUUCUUCACUUGCAGUUGAAGAUUUUGAUACCUCUGAACUAAAAACUAGCACCAAUCAGUUAAAUAUGUCAUCGUUGUUGCAACAAUGUCAACCCUCAUUCGAAUCAAUUAGAUUUAGAGAAUCAGGUUUAAGUGAGAAUAAUACAAAAGGUAAUGCAAACCAGCAUGCACCUUGUGAAGAAAUCUCUCAUGUUCCAUCUUCCUCAACCGUAAUGAAUUUCACCCAUUUUGCAAAACCUGCGGCUAUUGUGAAAGCUAAUCUUCAAAACAUUGGUUUCUCUUCAUCAAGAUCAGAACGUGUGGGAGCAAAGAACAAAGAUGCAGCUGCAAUAGGAAGGAAUCCUUGCGAAUCAUCAAAAGUUGAUUUAAGUGUAGAAUGUCCAAAGAGUUCAGCCAUACAUUGUCAUCAGUCAGUGGAGCCAUCCAGGGUUGGUUUGAAACCUUUGGAGCCGAAAUCUCUUGAGAAAAACACUACUGUUUCUACUUCUGCUUGCAAAGAAGAUGUAUCCAAAGUUGAUCAAACUUCCAAUCAAGUUCUUAGUGAGAGUAGCAGAAAAGGUCAAGAAGUUUUUAAAAAAUGUACGGAGCUAACAGUAGCCUCUUCCUCUGUUUGCUCUGACAAUGGCGUGCAUAGAAGUUCAGAUGAUGCUAAUCAAAAUUUGAAGCGAAAAAAUCUGGACUCUGAGGAUUCUGAGUGGCACAGUGAAGAUUUUGAGGAUGAAUCAAUCGGUGUUAAAAGAACUGAUCAUGGACGAGGUGUUACGGGCUCGAAGAAAAAUCGUUCAACCGAAGUGCACAAUCUAUCUGAAAGGAGACGAAGAGACAGGAUCAAUGAGAGGAUGCGUGCAUUGCAAGAACUCAUACCGAAUUGCAACAAGGCGGAUAAAGCUUCAAUGCUGGAUGAGGCAAUUGAGUAUCUUAAAUCACUUCAACUCCAACUGCAAAUCAUGUCAAUGGGAGGUGGUGGUUUAUACAUGCCUAUGACGUUACCAGCAGGAAUGCAGCACAUGCAUGCGGCUCACAUGUUUCCCUUUUCACCCAUGAGUGUUGCCAUGCAAAUGGGAUUGGGGGUGCCUCAAUUUCAAGGAACUCACCUUCCUGUUGCACAUACAUCUGGACUUGCUGCUUUACAUGGGAUGGUAAGACCAAAUCCUCAAAUGUUUGGGCUUCAAGCUGGUCAGGGACUGCACAUGCCAAUGCCAAGUGCUUCAAUGUUUUCUUAUCCCGGAGAGCCUGUUAUGAACUCAUCAGCUGUAGAAUUAAAUGCUAGUGGAACAGCAGGACUAAUGGAAACCGUGGAAUCGGCUUCAGCCUCUAAGUUAAAGGAUCAAAUGCCUAAGUUAAAGGAUCCAAUGCCAAAUGUGAACUCACAAGUUAUGCUAAACAACAAGGGAUGUAGCUCAACAAAUCAAAUGUCGAUCCAGUGUGAAGCAACAACCGGUGGGCUUGAACAAUCAAAUGUGGUACUCGAUAGCGCCCAUGCUUUGCUGGAAAAUGACAAAAGAGACAACAUUGAGAUUGAGAUUGAUAAAUCUCAUGAGUAAGCAUCAGUAGAUGCAUGCAUGCAUGUUAUGACUUAUUGCGGCUAAAUUAAAAGAAUACAGUCUUUCAGAAAUGAGUCGAAAUUCUCUUGAUCUCAUCUCUGCAAGUUCAGUCUAGACUCUACAGUACAAGAGGAUACUUAAAAGUCAUUGAGGUUGGGAUUCCAAUUGUUGACUUGCCAAAUUGCACAGGUUUUGGCAUCUUUGGAGUGGAUACUUAUCUGUACAUUCAUUCACUUAGUGACUAUAAUCAAAUUAAUACCAUAAAAAGAUAUUAUAUCCAUGUUUCCUGCCAACAUGUAUUCAGAUUCUUUGGAAGUGAUUCACAUCACUGCACAACCCUUUGCAUGCAAACAAAAUUAACAGAAAAUAACACAGUAUAGAAACCAGCAAGUAUGCUAAUGCUAUGCAUCGCAACGGUGAGAAAGAAAGCAUGUUACUAAAUCACGGGAACUUGUUAAGUCUAUCAUAUUACUCAUUACUUGAUUUUAAUAUCGUCUGUCUUUCGCUUGUGAUAUAAUGUAAUUUGUUUGCUUUUGUGUUGCCUUCAUUGAGGUUUCCUUAGGAAGGUCCUUUGAUUUUUUUGUUGAAUCACUUUCCUCUUCAUGCUGAGCUGUAUCAAUUAACUAACUAGUAGUAGCUUGGAAUACAAGCAAUCUAAGUAACCAUGAUUUAGUUUGAUGUUGAGCUGUAUCAUUCUCUUCAUGCUGUAAUAAGAAGGUUUAUCAUCUCUUACACUCUCAGCCUUCACAUCGCCCACUUCAUUUGCA
Messenger RNA from Medicago truncatula (barrel medic), 3392 nucleotides. RefSeq names its product transcription factor PIF3. Gene Ontology annotation, molecular function: DNA-binding transcription factor activity; protein dimerization activity. Bases 550 to 2625 code for a protein of 691 amino acids. Gene Ontology annotation, biological process: regulation of DNA-templated transcription. The transcript has 8 exons. The record is from RefSeq and is a predicted model, not a curated record. NCBI's taxonomy places the organism in Eukaryota, Viridiplantae, Streptophyta, Magnoliopsida, Fabales, Fabaceae.